AUGACAUCCAUUUCGCUACCUGCGUCGGUGCCUUUCCCUGUCACCGUUACUGCCGUCAUGUGUCGGCCUGGUGAUGAGGUGAAGAAGCAUACUACGCUCAUCAAAUACCGUUACUGGGACUACCAAGAUGAUCCCAACCUGAAAGAAACAAAUCCUCCCAAAAUCCGGGUGGAACGAAUCGGAACGUUCGAGUCACCUAUAGAGGGCGAGGUUACUGAGAUUGAGGUCGGAGUCAACGACGAAAUUGCUCACAGUGGUGUCCAGCUCUGUAAGGUGCAAGAAGCAUGUUCACAUACUGUUCAGUAUGGAGGACUUUGUGCUCUCUGUGGAAAAGCGGUAGAAGACGAAAAAGAUUAUAGCGGGUAUACAUAUGAAGAUCGUGCCACGAUUCUGAUGGCUCAUGACAACACAGGACUCCGUAUUUCGCUUGAUGAGGCAGCAAAGAUCGAACAAAGCACCACCGAAAUCUUGGUGGCCGAUAAGAAGCUCAUUUUGGUGGUUGAUUUGGACCAGACAGUCAUCCAGGCCACUGUAGACCCGACUGUGGGUGAGUGGCAGCGGGAUCCGCAGAAUCCCAACUAUCCUUUUGUAAAAGACGUUAGAUCUUUCAGUCUUGAAGAGGAACCAGUAAUUCCGCCCGGCUGGGUUGGCGCAAGACCAGCACCUACCAAGUGUUGGUACUAUGUCAAGCUCCGGCCGGGACUCACAGAGUUUCUUGCACGCAUCUCGCAACUUUACGAGCUUCACAUUUACACCAUGGCAACCCGAAAUUACGCUCUAGCCAUUGCCAGCAUCAUCGACCCUACAGGCGAGUACUUUGGUGACAGAAUUUUGAGUAGGGACGAAAGCGGCCUGCUUACUCACAAGAACUUGAAAAGACUUUUUCCCGUGGACCAGUCCAUGGUGGUAAUCAUUGACGAUAGAGGAGACGUGUGGCAAUGGGAAGCAAAUUUAUUGAAGGUUGUACCUUACGAUUUCUUUGUCGGAAUCGGUGAUAUCAACCUGAGUUUUCUACCGAAGAAGAAUGGCCAGUUGAUGGGUCCCACUAAAAAGAGGAAAACAAUCGCUCGUUUGGAGGCUAUGGAGGAGGCACAAUCGAGUGAAAGUGAGUCUGAGACACCAGAAAAGCCAGAAGGCGCCGAAUCGGCACAAGUUUCGGAAGAUACUCAGUCUCCGGAAGGUGAUUACAGCGAGUCGGAGCCUCCAGAGUCCGAUUCCGAGGUAUCAUCACCCGUUGAUCGCAUUCUUGAGCUUGGCGGAGGUGAAAAUAAUAAAAACCUUCUUUUGGAGCAGCUGAUCACCAGGAGCCAGUCACUAGAGCAGCAGCAACAUGACAGACCAUUGGCAAAGCUCCAGCAUAAUUUGGACAAAAUUAUUCAUGACCACGAAUUGGACUCUCCAGCACCAGAAACUAACGGGAAAGUUGAAGAGGAAGAAGAUAACCUCUUAUAUGAUGACGAUACUGAACUUUUCUCCUUACAGACAGCCUUGGAGAAAAUCCACUCAGAGUACUACAUCGAAUAUGACCGUUACAAACUUCAUCAGGACAGAAUUCCUCGUCCUGAUCUCACUACUAUCAUUCCAAAGUUGAAGUCUACCCGUCUUUCGGGCAUAAAUAUUCUUUUCUCGGGCAUUUUGCCGUUGGGUAUGAACAUCGAUAGUGCAGACAUCGUCAUUUGGUGCCGGCAGUUCGGUGUCCGUGUGACCAAUGAAGUGUUUCCGGAUGUCACCCACGUUGUUUGUCGAGACCCAUCAUCUACGUUCAUGAAACCAGGACUUACGCUUAAGGUACGUGUGGCGAAGAAGACGAUCUCAAACGUGAAGAUCGUCAACCCAGAUUGGCUUUUCGCAUGUUUGAGUCAGUGGAAGCAUGUUAGUGAGGAUGAUUAUUUAAUCGAUGUGCCUGAGCAGGAUUGGUUCGUUGCAGACAGAGAUGUGGAAAAGUACCAAAAGAGCCUUGAGGCAAUUAAAAUGAAGAACUCAAGGCAAAUUCAGAGGCCAAGAGAGGGUUCUCUUUCUUCAAUUGAAGAAUACGACUUUAAUGAUGCUAGCGCCGAAGUGGAUGAUUUCUUGGCCGGAAUCAGUGACGAAGAUGAUGAAGAGGAUGGAGAGAAUGGUGAUGGAGGAAUCAGCGAUAGCGAAGAAGACGAGGAGCAGGCACCUCAGAAUAACGGAGGUUCCUUUGUCAAGAGUCUUUACGCUCGCAAGAGAUCAAUGGAAGACGACGAAGAUCGUGAAGCUGACGUCGAUGAUUUGCAGUCGACAGCCAAGCGCCCACGUACCGCAGAUGAUAUCGAUGAAUUGGAGCAAGAACUUCUAGACGAGCUCGACCACCUUGAGGAGUGA
Sungouiella intermedia is the source of this 2346-nucleotide messenger RNA. The record is from the annotation of a GenBank genome assembly. NCBI's taxonomy places the organism in Eukaryota, Fungi, Ascomycota, Pichiomycetes, Serinales, Metschnikowiaceae.